Molecule: messenger RNA, 290 nt
Organism: Symbiodinium natans
Lineage: Eukaryota; Dinophyceae; Suessiales; Symbiodiniaceae
Source: the annotation of a GenBank genome assembly
GUUCCGACUUCUGCACCUCCUCUACCACCACAGCGAGUUCACUCAGCCUGGGGCAAAGAAUAUGCUGGUGGCAACGCGUCUUUGCGCUCCGGAAUGGACACAGCUGCGAAGCUUGGAGAAAGCCCUGAUGAUAGCAGUCGGUGACGACUUCUUCUCCGACUUGCUGGUUCAUCUGGACUACUUUCUCUACGUCCUGAAUCUCCUGUCUUACCUGGUGCACCUGCAGCACCGCACGGUCUACGACAUGGACGAUGUGCUCGGAGCAAUCGACGCUGAGCUCGGGAAGCUGG